AGUGAACUUCGCUCGGUAACAAUUUUCCAUGUGAAAUGCAAGUUCAUUAUACGGCUCGGUAAUAGAAUUUCAAGCCCUCCGUCUACACUUAUAAAAUACGAAGGUAAAUGUCAAGCUAAUACAUCAGCUGACAUCUGUUGAAAAGUUCGUCAGAGGUUGGAACAAGAAGAUACCAACCAGUUAUCAGUAUUCAUGGAGCACUAUAGAGAACCUAUGGAAGGAGUCAUGGAAAUGGAGGUGCUGCCACAGAUGGAUGGAACAUGUGAUGCAUGUGAGCCUGAUGAGCCUCUACUGGCCACACAGGUGUGCCACACCUGCAGCUUUGCUUUCUGUUGUUUGCAUGCUGAUAGACAUGCCUCCAGUACGCAUCACCUGCUCACGCCCUUUAACCACGAGGGGACAUACGCUAAAGGAAAUAACUCAAACAUAAACUCUGGAAUUGGGGCUGAGGAAGAUUCUUUGAAGCGGUUGCCAAAUGAACAGAAUGUAUCUCUGAGGCAAGCAGCGAUUGAAGAUGAGAAUGGUGAGGAUAUGAAUGGCCAUGAAUCCAAAAAUCACCUGCUGCCGCAGGGUGCUGAGUUGGGAGCAAAGUGUUUGCAAGAUGGGCAGAAGGACAUGGCUGUUAAAGAGGAUGUGAAAAGGGACACUGUGACAGUAGAAAGACUACGAUGCAAGGAGCACGGACAGGACGGAACCCUCUACUGUAAACAGGAUGAAAAGAUUAUCUGUGUUGUGUGUGCUGUGCAGGGUGAGCACCAGGGACACGAGAUUAUUACCCUGCAUGAUGCUUACAAAUGGCAGAAGAAUAGACAGGGUCGUGACCUGCUUGACUGCACACAAAAGAUGGAAGAACAGCUCUCAAACAAAUGGACAAAUCCAGAGAUGUCUGCACUGGAAUUGGAGGCAUUUGUGAGCAGUCAGUUUGAAAUGCUUCACAGAUUGGUAAAUCUGGAAGAACAGAAGACCCUUCACCUCCUGGAUCUCAAAGAGGCAUCGCUGACAGCAUCUGCAGCAGAGAAGAUUGCGGAGAUCAAUGUCCAAACCGAGCGUCUGCAGGAAGAAGUGGCCAAUAUUACGCAUCAGCUUUACUUGUUGGACAGGGCAACAAUUGCUCCGGUGCUGGCAGUAGAGACCCUCGCAGACGCAUCGGGAGCAGGUCAUAGUUUAACGCAUGACUUUGAGUCCAGACGAAGACUACCAGUGCCAAGGGCAGACCCGGUGGACAGGCGGGACUUUGAAGACACAGAUUCUGGACCUUCCAUGGACCACGCCCCAUAAUCGUAGCUUUUCUGUUCAUUAGUUUGUGCUGUCUCCCUCCUUCUAAAAUGACGGUGAAGUGACCUUGAAGGCAGUUAUGACCGCUCAAGGGGGUCAUAACAUCUUUUCCCCUACUCAAUAAUUUUUAAUUUUUCUUAAUCAUUAACUUAGCAUAAUGGAAACACUGCAGUUCUUUACAGUCGAUUUCAAUCUGGCCCAAUUUCCACUGGCAGUGGGAGCCAGGACUUGCGAAUGUGCCUGCGGUCUUGAAGAAGAAGAAUGGAUAUGUUAAGCUCAGGAAAUGUCAGAAAUUGGACAUUUCUUCAAUAACGGGAUUUUUACAGUGGUGGAUGAAGUACUUUUUUUACUGAAGUAACAGUACAGAUACAGAGGCAAACAAUAUUUAAGAGUACAAGUAUCUGAGAAAAAAAUGUAGUCAAGUAAAAGAACAAAAGUGCUUGCUUCAAAUUUUGCUUUACAAGUAAUCUCCAGAUGCAAAAAUGUGAUAUAUAUAUUAGUGUUGUCAGGUAACGCGUUAAUAACAGCGUUAACGCAAAAUCUCUUUGACGCCGUGAAUUUUUUUAACCCGCAAUUAAUUAUUGCACUGCCCACCCCCCAUAGUUUGGACGUCAAAACAAUGCACGUGCCCCAUUGGCUGUCAGAGAGAAAUACUGGUUCUCAGACUAAACUUAAAUUUGUAUUUUAAAAUGGGGCACGUUGAAGCAGCAUGAAGAGUGUUAACCUGCUAUGGUCGUUUUCGAGCAUGUUUGGACGUAAACACAGCGAUGAACCUUCCGACGUCGUGCACAGCUCUCGGGCCGCCUGAGAUGCUCUAAAUGCGGGGAAAACGGAAUAUCGGGGUGGAUUGCCUGUGUCAGGUGCAACGUAAUUUUGGGCUUUGUAGCCCAAAAUGUGGCACUCUGAGGUGGAGUGCAACAUUUAUUGUCAUUUAUUGAGCUGCAAUGCACAGAUAAUUUGUGAAUGAACGAGUUGAAUGAAAGAACAUGGAUAUUUUUGAGCACCACAAGAACUUCCUGCACUGAGGCUCCGGGCGGUUCGACUCCUCUUGUGUCUGUCUGAAGCUCACCAUUUUCGAGCACGAGAACGCAGAGGAUUGGAGUGAAAUCCACAGUCUCAGGCAAAACGUAACUUUGGUGUUGUGGCUUUCUGAGGUGGAUUGACUGGUCCAAAUCCUCCUUAAAGUCGCAGUUGAAAUAUAGAAAUGGUUUGGAAGACUAAAUAAACUCACCAAAACACUUAUAUCAUUUUUCAACUUUGUAUGGAAUUUUAUUUUGGGGAAAAAGUUGAAUUCAACUUUACAAAUGGAAAGUUGCUCAACUAUUGUUUCUAAUGAGGCUUAAACUUGCAUUAUUUGAGGUAAGCACAUCAGUCAACUCCUGUGCUAAUAGGUGUACAUUUAAAACUUCAAAUUUAUAAUCAUUUUUGCUUUUAAAAAAAAUGGAAACAAUGAAAACAAAAUGUGAUUAAUCUCAAGUUAACUAUGCGAUUGAGAUCAUUUGAUGGCAUUAAUAUUAAGAUUUGAUAAAAUAAUGGGAUAGAAAUCAAGAUUUUUUUUUUUUUUUACAAAAAAACAAAGUGAGUUAACUGAGGUUACUAUGCAAAAAUGUAAAGAAAAGUUCUAAUCGCUUGACAGCACUAAUAUAUAUACACACACACAAAGAUCGGAGCCAAUAUUCAAAGAAAGAACCAGAAAAUUCAUUGAACUCUCAAUUUUAUUUUAAACUCUGCAGAUGGCAAUUAACAAGCCAUAAAAUUGACUUCACUAUAAACAGAAGCUUAACAAGCUCCAAAAACUCCAAAACUAAACAAAAUAAUAUCUGGCAAAAAUGAUUCAUGAAAAGCUUAAUGGCGGAUUGCAAGCAACUAUCAGGUUCAUAACCCCACCGACUGUACAAGAGUGUGCAGCACUCAUCUGAAGGCUCUCACUGUUGGUUUUUAUUCAUUAUUAUUCAUUAUCUUGUUCACCUGCCUUAUCUUGCUUAUACUUGUAUUGCUAUCUCUUGUCCUCACUUACAGUAAAGUUGCACGGGACUUUUCGAUUGCGCCAGAGGCAUGAAAACGAAACUAUCAAUUCACAAUGAGAGAGGGAGAAAAAGUAACGUGAAAAGUAGUUGAGUAAAAAGUACAGAUACGUGCUAUAAAAUGUAGUAAGUAAAAGUGAAAAGUACCACUUCAUAUUUGUACUCAAUUAAAGUAUAGAUAUACAAAAAAUUUACUCAAGUACAGUAACAAAGUAUUUUACUUCUUUACAUUCCAUCACUGGAUUUUUACUUUCAGUUCUUUCACUUUUAUGACGUAUUUGCUUUUGACAAAAAGGACAUUUAACUUAUUUUUUAUACACACUCUGCUUCUUGUCAUCUUGGUGCCUUAGUUUUAUUCCCAUAUAAGCCUUUACAGAAAUGGUCAUUUGCCACGUUUACAUGGAGCCAAAUAUUCCAAUUACAAUCGGAAUAUUUGUUCAAACCGAAUAAAUGUGUUCCAUAUAAACACCUCAUUCGGAAUGAACAGGCCCAAACCGAAUGGAUUUUCAUUCCGAUUCACAGGGGUGGAAUAUUCCUUUUCCCAAACCGAUUAGAAGUAAAAUUAUAUCAUGUAAACAGGGAAGCGGAAUGGUGUCUGGUUGCGUUCUUUCUGCGCAUGCUCCGUACUGACGUGGUGACGUCACUUGGUGACGUAAGUAACGUCACUUGCAACAUGGCUUCCAAGCACACGCACAGCGCACCCACACAACUUUUUAAAUGAACGGCGUAUCAUUCUGAAGUUUUGUUUCCACUCGAAAAGUUAAAACAGCAGCUGAUCUGACGAUCGAGCUCCAUGUUUUGCAACGUGACGCUUUGUUUUGAUUAAUCUGCGCAUGUCAGACGGCAGUUGUCAAACGUCCUUUCGGAAUAAAGGCAGUCACAUGUAAACGCUGGAUCGGAAUAGAUGAAGUGACAUGUAAACAGCUGAUGUGAAAUUUCCAUUCGGAAUGAUUUGAAUCGGUAUGAAUAAAAGUCAGCAUGUAAACGUGGCUAAUGACACAUUUGCCACGUUUACAUGGAGCCAAAUAUUCCAAUUACAAUCGGAAUAUUUGUUCAAACCGAAUAAAUGUGUUCCAUAUAAACACCUCAUUCGGAAUGAACAGGCCCAAACCGAAUGGAAUUUCAUUCCGAUUCACAGGGGUGGAAUAUUCCUUUUCCCAAACCGAUUAGAAGUAAAAUUAUAUCAUGUAAACAGGGAAGCGGAAUGGUGUCUGGUUGCGUUCUUUCUGCACAUGCUCCGUACUGACGUUGUGACGUCACUUUGUGACGUAAGUAACGUCACUUGCAACAUGGCUUCCAAGCACAGUGCACCUAAUUGGAGUCCGGCGGAAAGAUUGUAUUUAAUUCAAACUUUAAAAGAAUUGAAUAUAAUUGCUCGCUUAGACGGGCAUAAAACGAGGAACAGUGAACUAUUUAAAAAAGUUCACGAGAGGUUACACGAAGCUGGAAUAGACCGGAGCGUUGACCAGAUUAGAAACCGGUGGAAAACCGGCUACUACAAGGCAAAAGAGCAAAACAGCAGAAGCGGAUACGACCCCACAAACACAACAAGUGGGUUAAAGUUAAAACAGCAGCACUCCGACGAUCGAGCUCCAUGUUUUGCAACGUGACGCUUUGUUUUGAUUAAUCUGCGCAUGUCAGACGGCAGUUGUCAAACGUCCUUUCGGAAUAAAGGCAGUCACAUGUAAACGCUGGAUCGGAAUAGAUGAAGUGACAUGUAAACAGCUGAUAUGAAAUUUCCAUUCGGAAUGAUUUGAAUCGGUAUGAAUAAAAGUCAGCAUGUAAACGUGGCUAUUGAUUACUGUAUACGCGAAAGCUUGUAGGAUAAUCGACCUGAGCAUUUUGAGACCUAUUGAUUGAAGGGAUGUUUAUAAGUUUGUUUAUUGUGAAAAUGAAUUGUAAUUUAAAUUUUUGGGAAAACCAGCUUUACAUAGAAUCAGUUUACAUCGACACACAGUCUGUAACCAACUACCAUCUUGUAAAAAGUACGCAUGCACUUUUCACCUUGUCCCACUCAAGGAUGGUUUUUAUCCACAAUGUGAUUUUUUUUUUUUUUUUUUUUUUUUUUUAAUAAUCAUACGCUCUAUUGUGAAAGACAGUCAUAUGUGGGUCAUGUGACAACAUAACUCACUGGGCUCUGCACAGCAACGCUCUUAUCAAAAAUUGAUGGGAGCUUGAUUCACCAUGCCAUCAUCUUUGUCUAUUUUUGUGUCACAUCUAUAAUUAAACGUUUUUAGAUGCGAUGUGUUGGGUGGAAUCUGUAUUUUCUUUUUAGGAAUGUCUUUGUUAAUCAAAAAAGCAAUAAAGAUCGAAA
This is a messenger RNA of Corythoichthys intestinalis (scribbled pipefish), 5613 nucleotides long. RefSeq names its product tripartite motif containing 44 (gene trim44). Gene Ontology annotation, molecular function: zinc ion binding; ubiquitin protein ligase activity. The coding region runs from base 193 to 1278 and encodes 361 amino acids. Lineage: Eukaryota; Metazoa; Chordata; Actinopteri; Syngnathiformes; Syngnathidae. Gene Ontology annotation, biological process: protein stabilization; protein ubiquitination; regulation of gene expression. The record is from RefSeq and is a predicted model, not a curated record. The transcript has 6 exons. Gene Ontology annotation, cellular component: cytoplasm.